CAUCCAUAAUGUCUGAGAGACGGACCGAGAGGAGCUAAGCGUGUAAAUAACCCCUCUAUAAAGCGUUAUAAGCGCUCAGAUCUGAUUCAUUCCGGCGCAGUUAGAUGUUAUAAGUGUUGUAGAGAGGAUGGCUGAAGGAGGAGAGGUUUUAGAGGGAGAUGAUGAGCCGCCCACCAUCAAUUAUCCUCUGAUCACAGUGUCUGAUCUGCCCAGCACUACAACAGCAGGUCGUAAUCUGAAGGAAUGGCUGCAGGAGCAGUUCUGUGAUAAACCGCUGGAACAGUGUGAGGACAUGCGCCUGCACAACGCCGCCUACGUGGGAGACCUGGAUACUAUCAGAACCUUGUUACAGGAGGACAGCUUCAAGCAUCGAAUUAAUGAGAAGUCGGUGUGGUGCUGUGGUUGGCUGCCCUGUACACCCCUGCGCAUUGCUGCCACUGCCGGACACGGUAACUGCGUGGACUUCCUGAUAGGCCAGGGGGCGGAGGUGGACCUGGUGGAUGUGAAAGGUCAGACGGCUCUGUACGUGGCUGUGGUUAACGGGCACCUGGACUGCGUUCGGAUCCUGCUGGAGGCCGGCGCUGACCCCAACGGCAGCAGGCACCACCGCAGCACGCCCUUAUACCACGCGGCCAGGGUGGGCAGGGUCGACAUCCUGCAGGAACUGAUCAGGUUCAACACUGAUGUGGACGUGGACCACCAGUUGGGACCGAGGCCCCUGUUAAGCGCCCGCACCCUGUCCACGCUGGUGGUGUGUCCACUGUACAUCAGCGCCGCCUAUCACCACCUGCAGUGUUUCCGGCUGCUCCUGGAGGCCGGGGCCAACCCCGACUACAACUACACCGGCCCCGUGAGCCGCGAGGCGCUGAACAAAGGCCUGGCCUCCUGCCUGCUGGACGCCGUGCUGAGACACGGGUGUGAGCCGGCCUUCACCAGACUGCUGCUGGAGCACGGUGCUGAACCACAGCUGGUACCGUGGGAGGAGCCUGACCCUGACACUAUGGGCAGAGUGAGGGUCAAUCCAGAGGCCUUACGCAUCUAUCAGGAGGCGCGGCGGUGUCCGAGGAGAUUGGCGCAUUUGUGCCGCAUAGCAAUCCGGCGGGCCAUGGGCAAACGACGCCUGAGACACAUUUCAAGCCUUCCACUGCCCGACGCCAUCAAAAACUUUCUGCUCCACAGAGACUUCUGUGCCAUCUUUUGAACGAAGUGUGUUACCCCCCCACGUCCUUAAGAUGUACGUGUACUUUUUAUGGGACGUGCUGCUGUUCGGUGGGAUGUAGAUAAUACCACACUAGGCUGCAGGUGACCUGUAAUGAGGGAAUUGAUCACAGGCAGCACAGACUAGCAGUUUCAGAGCCUGAACAUGUUGAUAAAUAAUUAGUUUACACUUUAAUGUACUUGCAGAAGCAUAAUUAAUAAAACCAUGCAGACGUACAGUUUUUAUUAGCAUCCUAGUUAAUCUUUUAGGCUCUUAACACCCUAAUAUGUUUUCUUUUAUAUUUACUUGCUUUAAAUAUGACAGUGUUGAUCCGUUAAGUUGAACUCCAGUGGAUGAAACUCGAAAACUGACCUUUUCAAAGCUCCUCCAUUGAGACGAACUGUUUGAUACGACAUGGUAAAGGGACGUACGAACAUGAACAAAACUUACCGUGACCUAUUGUAGUAAAACAGCGAGUGAGGAAUGUGAUUAGUGGAGGAACUUAUGAGCAGUAAUAAUGAAGAGAAGUUUAGUGCUCCUGUCUCCUUCUUUUACUACAUUAAACUAUCGAUAUAUAUUAUCACAUUCUCAAGUGCUCCAUAUUAAACAGAGUGCAGCACGUGUUUAUGGUGUUCCAUACACAAAGCAACGUGCUUCAACUUCUAGCAGAAAUAAAAUAGUUAGAUGUAGCCACGUCUCAUUAAGUCCAACGUACAGUAACGACAGAAUGAGCCCAGAUUCUAACCUCCACAUUCACUCAACACUUACUUCACAUUCUAAACCAUGUAAACACAGUGCUGAGUGUUGCAGCACAUUCACAUGAGAAGCUUUUUGUGCUUUGGCGGUCUAACUGAACUCGCUAAGAAAUACGCUAUUCCAAGAUCUCCACGAUUAAGAAGCGUAAUGAAACAAUAUAGACGUGCAGCAUGGCGCUGGUGCUGCUGUGGUACCAUCAAAGCUUUACACAGUGAACAAACCAGCUUUUAGUUUUGUGCCAGUUUUAAGUAUCACCAAACUUUGGAUGAUUUGGGUCUUGGAAAACUUUGAUCUUAUUUGAAAGCUCUACAAUUGUCCUCUGACGGCUGCAGACGGCGUUUAUUAAGACGGUGCUUAAUGCCGCCAACCGGUGACCGGACCAGAUACGACUGAGGUCCUGCACACAGCAGGUAAUGCUGAGGGAAUCAUACGAACGCUUAUAUGAAUGAAAAAGGAUCAUUUAUAAACAUAGUUUUAAAAACAAUUCAUUGACAUAAUAUUGACGCAGACAUCAAUAGCGUCAUCAACUAGCUCGACCAAUUGCGGCAGCCCUACAUUAAACCACGUUAAGCUUUAUUUUUAACGAUAAGCGUUUUAGACUCUUAAAAAAAUCAAUUCUCACAAUUUCUCAGAAGCUCGAGCUGUAACACAAGUUUAAAAGUGAAACAGGGAGGAGAAUCCAGAUAAACACAGAUACACGUGGAGCUGUAACCCUGGAUCUGACGCUUAUUCCACACUGAUGCAGAUUUAGCUCAGAUUCACACUUACACUCACUGUGGGCCAGUGAUAGCUCAAUGGUUAAGGUACUGGACUAGUAAACAGAACGUUCCCGGUUCAAGCCCCGCCACCACCAAGUUGCCACUGUUGGGUCCACUGUUGGGUCCCUGAGCAAGGCCCUUAACCCUCAGUUGCUCAUCGUGUAAGUCGCUUUGGAUAAAAGCUGAAAAUGUAAAUGUUUGUAGCACUUCCAAUAUGGGAACCACUGGUUUAGAGGAUGACAACUGGCAAAAUCUAAAUUAGGUUCUUAAAAAUAUUAAGUUUUAAAGUAUGCAUUUAACAAAAUAGUAGAUCUAAUGUGCGGUGCUCGUUUCAUACAUUAGAAAAAGUCACUGUGUGUCCUAAACCACGAGUGAUUCUCUGUGUUCUUAAAAUUUAAGUGUGUGAAGUGAAACGUUUAGAUAGAUUACACAUAAACCAAAGACAUCGUUUGUUAAAUGCUUUUUUUUAUUAACUUAAUUAUUUCCUUAUUGGCCAGAUUAUCAGACCAACAUGAGUCCUGAUUAUUGAUCAUAUUAUUGAAACUUAUUAAUGAUGACAGCACAGUGGGUAGCAAGAAGGGCCUGGGUUUGAUUACUUUCUGUGUGGAGUUUGCAUGUUCUCCAUGUGUCCCUGUGUCCAGUCAGGCCCAUUGGAGCUCCUAAAAACUGCCCUGUGUGUGUGUUUGUGUUUGCCCUGUGAUGGACUGGUGACCUUUCCUGGGUUUCUGUCUUUCUGCCCAAUGAAUCAGCCCACUGCAGCCCUGACCAGGAUACAUUGGUGGAUUUAAACCCAGAAGCACAUUUAGAUUUCUUUGUGGUCACUGUGGUGUAAACAUUACAGAUAAUCAGAGCUUCAUCAGAUGUGUUAUUGUUUAUGGACUGUAUAGACACUUUAGCCUUUGCCUUAAUCUAAAGUCUGAUGCCUGUAAUACUCGUUUGUGCUGUUAUAACUACUGGAACGAGGGGUAGAAUUUCUGUGUUUUGUUAGCAUGAGUGGGUAAAUCUAGCAUGCUGUACCGUACACUGUCUGUACUCAUUACAGUGGAGUAAAAACCUCUGUUACCGCGGUGUUUAAGCUAAUAAAGUGUAUGAGACUUUCACUCUGA
Trichomycterus rosablanca is the source of this 3818-nucleotide messenger RNA. It is a transcript of the gene asb1, whose product is annotated as ankyrin repeat and SOCS box containing 1. The transcript is spliced from 5 exons. Gene Ontology annotation, molecular function: protein binding. Lineage: Eukaryota; Metazoa; Chordata; Actinopteri; Siluriformes; Trichomycteridae. Gene Ontology annotation, biological process: intracellular signal transduction; protein ubiquitination. The coding region runs from base 128 to 1201 and encodes 357 amino acids. Gene Ontology annotation, cellular component: ubiquitin ligase complex. The record is from RefSeq and is a predicted model, not a curated record.